Chlorocebus sabaeus (green monkey) is the source of this 12771-nucleotide messenger RNA. RefSeq names its product SH2 domain containing 4B (gene SH2D4B). The record is from RefSeq and is a predicted model, not a curated record. Lineage: Eukaryota; Metazoa; Chordata; Mammalia; Primates; Cercopithecidae. Gene Ontology annotation, cellular component: cytoplasm.
CACCACUGCGCUCCAGCCUGGGUGACAGAGUGAGACUCCAUCUCAAAAAAAAAAAAAAAAAGAAAAAAGAAAAAGAAAAAUGUUAAUUUUUUUGCUCAUGCCACAGUCUCCGGUAGUUGCUGGGAACUAGGGUGGGGAAUUCUCUGCUCCACACAGUCUUUCAUGAACCCAGGCUCCUUUCCUGUUGUGGGUCCAGCCUCCUGUAGCUGUUGCAGGCAUCUCUAGUCAGCUGGUGGUUGGGGAAGAGGUGAGGAUCAGGGAGGGAGGAUGGGAGUACCCUGCUUGUGCUCACAUUCUGCUGGCCAGAACUCACAAGCCACCUGAAAUGACACAAAGGUCUAGCUGUGUGUGUAGGAGAAAGAAGAGAGUACAGAUAUUGGAAGACGGCAGUGGUCUGUGCCCCAGGUCCCAUGGUUUAGGGAAGUGAACCUUGGCACUGGAUUUCCUGGCUUUCUAAAUCUCCCUUUAUAGGGAACUUAGGGCCCAGUCUGUGGUGGGUGGAUUUGCCUGGUUCACAGCCUCUGCUCAACCUUCUUUCUGCUCCACAGGACGGCCUGGAGAUGGUGGGCUCCUUGUCACACUGGGCGGGGAUGUAGGCUCCACAGGGCCAGAGAUGCCUGUACUCUAUGUUCAGAUUAAGGGACAGAUGGCACAUGAAUUCCUUCAGUGCCCUCCACAUUUGGUCACUAGGGAGGGGUAGGCUGAGCAGUAGCUCUUGGGUCUGUAGCAGUGUGACCCUAGAAGGACUAUCCAGCUGAAAACAAGAGCCAAGGGUGUGGGGAGGGGAGGAGGGAUGGGGGUAGGAGGGCAGGGGCUACUCAGGGUUCCAUGAGACCUGGGUUUAAGUCCUGGAUCCAUCAUUAGCAGCUAUGUGAACUUGUGCCUCACUUGCCUCAAAUAUGAACUUGAGAUAAUGAAAUUACCUUCUUCACAAUACUGUUCUAAGAACUGAAUGAGGAAAGGUUUACAAUUCGGUCCUGGUUGUUCCCCUGGGGAGGGAACAGAGAUUGGGGGCACAGGACUCCCCUGGCCUGGGGGAGACUGGCUCACUCAAGUUAUCAGCCACUUGCAGGGCAAGGACCCUGCUUCUCCUUGCUCUGGGUCCGAAUGGUCUCAAGCCCAGUGGGCAGGGCCUGUGGUGUGGAUGGACUCGUCUGCAGUGAGUGAGGCAGCAGGCAGAGCUGGCAGGCUGUGUGGUCUUUAGUGGGUACCAGGAGACCCCAGAGGGCCUUGUGGGAGGCUGUCCACAGCGUGAGCCACUUUGCCAUCUGGGGUCCUGGAGUUUCCUCCUGCCCUUUGAGUUAAAAAAGAGUCAGUCCUGGGCUGAGACUUAAUUGUUCUAGCGCUGAGUGACCUUGUGUCAGGGGAAAUUGGAUGGGGCAAAAUGUUUUCUAAUUAGCAGGACUCACUGACCUUUCCCUCACUGUCAGCAGCUUCUCACAGGGAGGCGCGGAGCAAGGGGGCCUGGAGCCCCACAUCUCUCUAAUGGAGCCUAUGUCCAACAAGGAGGUGGAUGGCUGGAUUCGGGGCCCUGGGAGGACUUCAUGUGGGAAGCAGACCUCAGGAAGGGCCUUCAGUGAUGGUGUGGCCCAGGAUUCUCACCUCCUUAGUCUCCGGUCCUGUCCAUCUCCGCAGCAUCCUAGGCAAGAGAAGUGGAAAAACACUCAAGCCACUGGGGUGGUUAGGACACACUGGUGGCAAUUGUUUAAAACCUUACCUAAAACAAGGUUAAGCAAAAGCAGUUUACAGGCUCUCAUAGAUGGGAAGGAUGUGUGAGGGUCACAUACUGAGAGGAACCAGGGCUGCGGCUGCUGGAAGGAGCCUUACCACUGCCAGUGUGCUUCCUCCCCAUCGUCAGCAUCUCUGCUCUCUGCAUGCCGGCAGCUCUCUCUUAGGGCACGCAGACCUCUCCCCUGCGGGGAAGCAUGACUGCCAGCAGCCCCGAGUUAGCGACUAUCAUAGAAACCCAGUGUAUUUCUCUCUUGUUUAUCGUUCUGAGACCUGAGUCACAGGCCUGUCCAGCACUCAAGACUUUUUCUUUUCUCUAUUUUUUGAGACAGAUUAUCACUCUGUCCCCCAGGCUGGAGUGCAGUGGCCCGAUCUUGGGUGCAAGUGAUUCUCCUGCCUCAGCCUCCCGAGUAGCUGGGACUACAGGUGUACGCCACCACAUCCAGCUCAUUUUUGUAUUUUUAGUAGAGAUGGAGUUUCACUAUGUUGGCCAGGCUGGUCAUGAACUCCUGACCUCCCGCCCGCCUGGGCCUCCCGAAGUGCUGGGAUUACAGGCGUGAGCCACCACGCCUAGCCAAGAAUUUUUCUUUUAAACCUGGAGUUUGGAGAUGCUCACUAGUCAGACAGAAUCAGCCACCACAGCCCACUCCCUCAGCCAGUAUUACUACUAAGUUAGUGAGGAACCAGGCCCCAGAUUAAGAAGCAGAACUCACACUGUCAUCUGCUGUGCGCCUGGCUGGCUCAUGCAUACCUUGUCUGUCUAAUGUGAACCAAAGCCCUGUGGCGCACCCUGCUGAUUACCCCCAGUGGUUAUCCACAGAGGAGGAAAGGGAGUCAUGGGAGGGAGGACCUGGGAAGUCUCUGGGCUGGCAAGUUGGGUGACACAGGUCCGGUUGGCUGCAAGCCUGGGCUCUGCUGUUGUAAUCAUGAAUGGGUGUGUGUGUACAGUUGUUUACAAUGUCAGCGUGGGUGUGCUUGUUUUUAGAGACACAUGCCACUGAUCCCAUGGUGAGGAAAAUCCCAAGCCCUCCCCAUGAUUUUUGCCAGCGUCUGGGGACUCCUGCUCCUGGCAGCCCAUGUGUCCCCAACUCCUGUGUCCUUGAGGGACCUCUGUUGAGCCCUGCCUCUAUUCUGGCAGAGUUAGAGAAAAUUCGUUAAAAAAAAAAUAAAGUUUAAAUUCAUUUUUAAAAGUAAUAAAAAAUUCUCACAGCACGAGUUUUGAUGAGAUUUGGGGCAAGGUGGGCCACAACCUUGGGUUGUAUGGCCACUUCCCCCUCUUCUUCCCCUGUUGUCUCUGCAGCUCAGAAACCCCAAUUUCCUGGCCUGUGUUAUGUGGAGGAACUGAGCUCACCCCCCACAGCUUCAUCUCCAAACCUAGCAAGGAUCCUGCCCAGAUCUGGAGCUCCACCUUUUAAUAGAACUUAUUUUCUCUCCUUAGAAAGCAGUGGGGGUGGAACGAUUCUUUUUCCUGAUGCAGAUAUGUAAAACUGGGACAUUGCUACACAUAAUAUUUUAAACCUGUCUUCCCUCUUACCAACGAACACGUCACUAGCACCAUCUAGGCCAAUACAUUUCUCAACAUCAAUUUCAGUGGCUGUAUUACAUUUUAUCCUACGGAUGUGCUCUCGUUUAUACUCUAAACCCCUUUUAUUGAACACAUCACUUACUCUGAAAUUUUCAGUGUUAUGAUGGAUGUUGCAGUAAUUAUUCUUAUGUAUGCACAGAACCCCCAGAGGACAUGACUACUGAAGGGUGUGCUGGCAGGAUCACGGGUGAGGAUCUAGCAAAUUGUCCCAGCUUCAUUGGGACUGAGCUUUCACCCUCUUUGCACUACUUUGAGCUGCCAUUUUGAUCAUAUAAUAAUGAUUUAGUAGAGCUCUUUUUUGGUUCAACCUACCUAUUCUUGUAUCAGAACUAAAAUGUUUAAUUUUAUAAAUUUGAAGAGUGGCACAAUAUAGAGUUCACUAUUCCUCAGUAUUUUCAAGGCUGCUUCUUAUCUGUUCAUUCUUUUGGUUAACUUGGGAAUCAUUUUAUCAAGUCUCUACUUCCCAAUUUCCUUUCAGUGUUGGCUCGAAAUGAUAUUCAAUGUAUACAUUAACUUGAGUUACAUUUUGCUGCAUAAUACUGAGUUACAUUUUGAGUAUUAUGUAUUACUCAUAAUACAUAUUGAGUUACAUUUUGCUGCAUAAUACAUUAUCCCCAAGUUUAACACCUUAAAGCAGCACAUAUAUAUCUCAUACCCUUCUGAGGUUCAGGAAUCCAGGAGCAGCUUAGCUGGGUGACUGUGGCUGUGGGUCUCUCACGAGGCUACAGUGAAACUGCUGGCCAGGGCUGGAGGAUCCCUUCCAACCUCACUCCAUGACUGUUGGUGGGAGGCUUCAGUUCUCCACCUGGCUCUCACAAUAUAAUUUCCCCCAGAGUCAGUUAUCAGACAGAGUGUGCAACCAGUAAUCUAUCUGUUAGAACAUGUCACUUCUGGCAUAUUCGACUGGUCACUCAGCCCAACCCUAAUACAUGUGAGAGUGACUAUGCAAGGGUGUGAGUUCCAGGAGGAGAGCAUCAUUGGAACCAUAUUGGAGACUGGCUAAUACACAGAUUAAUGGCACAUCUGACAAUACGGGGUCUUUCUGAGUGUCAGUGUGGUGUGUUCCUAUAUGAACUUAAUUCUAUUAAACUUAAUUAAAUUCUAGGUAUGCUCUCAGUGAAGAUUUUUACUUUUGUUCAUUACAGGUCCCCACACUGUUAAAUUCAUUCCAAAUUAAAGGAUCUUUUCUUUUUUUCACAUGGCAUUUUCUAAGUAAUUGUUGCACUCAUAUAGGAGAUGCUGUUGAUUUUGACACCCAUAAUUUUUCAGUGGAGACAAGGCAGACACUACUCCAGACUCUCACCUGCUAUCACCGAUCCUUAUGUGUGGCUGUGCCAGGCUCAGCUGUGCUGAGAUGAUGGGGCUGUCUGGCCAUCAUUGGUCAUAUGGACUUCAGAUUUGAAAGGAUUUUAUGGAGAAGCAGAGUGCCUGAUAUGACUCUCUGGGACCCCCAUUUCUGCCCUCCUUGGCUCCCACUGGCAAGGCUGACUCAGUUCCUAUCACCUUCUCCUGGACUUUGGCCAGAGUCCACUGGCUGUUCUCCCUGCCUCCUGCCCUCUCCACACCAGUGCCCUCUCCACACUAGUGCCAGAGCUGCUUCCAAGAGAUGCCUCAAAGCCCGCUUCCAGCUCAGGAACCCCAGGGGACAUGGAUGGUUUCUCCAUUGCCACUUCCUAGCCUUCCUGGUAUAGGCAGGUCUGGUUUGCCUGCAGGUCCCUCUCUGGGGUGGGUCCCUGCUCCAUAGAUGCUGAGCCUCCAGAAGUCCAUUCUUUUAUAGCACAUUUGAAAGCCUUUGAAAUGCAUUAUAGUUCAGUCAUAUGAAUUAUGUAAGUAUAUCCUACUCAUUGUAUAAAACAACACAGAAUUGUCUAAACUGUCAUCUUUCUCCCCAUUCCAAGAAGGAGCUAAGAAGCAAUGCUAAACAAUUAGGAGUGUGAUCUUCCAUAUUCUUCCCUUUGUCUCCACAAAAGCAAUCAGAUAUACAGAAUUUUAAAAAUUACCCUGUGCACAGUAUUCUGCAUGGCGUCUUUUCAUUUUCUCAACGGUGGUCACUUCCCUCGCCAAAACAGACAGUCGACUUCAUUGUGACAGGAGCAGAGCUCCAUGCUGGGCAACCCACCCCCACAGAGGGACACUCAGGUGGUUUCCAGUCACUUGCACAACAUUGUUGCGUGCGUGGGCCUCCAGGGCCCGGAAGAAACUGCCUUCGCGUGCAACAUUAAACACGCCACAUGGGUUGAUGAAAAAUGAAAGCAAAAUAAGACCAGUUGAAAGCCGGCAGAAAACCUGUGUGACUACUCCGUGGCUCCCCUGCCUGGUUUCCAGCCGCGGACUCUUGCUCUUCGGCGCGACCCCUGCUCCUGGGAUCCUCCGGGGCCCUCCCGCACCCAGGCCCCACACACUCGGGUUGCGAAGCCGAGUGCCUCCCCGUGCGGCCGCCAGGGGGCGCCCCAGGCCGGGCCGAGCGCCGCCCCCGCCCAGGAGAAUUGACAGACGCGCGGGCGCCGAAGCUGGUCUUUCCAGAAACCGCACCGCGCCCGCUCCCGGGCUGCCAUCCGCGGCUGGGUCACGCUCACGUCUCCGCGAUUCGGUGUCUCUUGGCCUCCUGCCCCACUGACCUGGGAGUGCCAGGAAUCACCCCACCCCCAGCGAGGUCCCCUCUGUUGCACAAAAUGGGCGCUAGCUGGGGUCAUUCUAGUUUGGCCGCCUCACCCUCCUCCAGGGUGGCACUAUCACCAUUCUUGCCCGCCUCCAGCCGGCCCAUUCCUGCUGCUCCCUACAGCGUUGUCCCUGCCCCGUGCCCUCUUGUGGUCGUAGGCAUCUUGCAGCCCGGGAAAGACAGAAAGAAGCUGCCCGCAGGAGCCCAGACCCUGGGUGCCUUCCUCCCCUUGUGUCCUCUCUGGACUUGGGGGUCCCCCACCAGCCACGGCGAGAGCGAGAAAGAUAAUAGCUGGGCGGAGGCUGGGGAAGACCCUCGGUCUCAGAAACUGAAGGGAGCCAGGACUCCCGGUUGGGGGAGUCAGUGCAAGCCCUGAGGUGGGAGAGGAGGGCGGAUGAGUCCAGGACCACAGCUCUGCAGGGGACAGGCAAGUCCUGUGGCGGCUCUAGGAAAGUCUGGGUCACACUGGGACCUGCCAGCUGGACCUGGUUGGGGAGGGGUGGGGCGCCUGACUCUACUCCUGUGACCUGGACAUUGCCCAGCUGAGCAGGAGCUUUGACCCUGUGGGCUUACAGCUCAUCUGAACCUGCUUAGUCCAUCUUCCUGUUGUGUUAAGGCAGAGGGGGAAGAGUGCCAACUCUCCACCCCCCUUCUAUCACUCCUGGGUACCUGAUCCACCUUCCACCCUCAUGGGUAAGGAAGGGGACAGGAAGGUCACCAAUCCAACCAAGCCACAGUGUCAAAUCCUGUUGGUUCGUUUGUUUUCCCCUGGUUGGGUUAUGUUUUCAAACCAUCAACAGAUUCAUAGCUGCUGGUGGAUGUCAAAUUUCAAAAUAGGGGAGUCCCAAUACGGUGACUUGACCAUUAGGAAGUCACAGGCAAGCUACUUACUUUCUCUGAGUUUCAAUAUCCUUGUCCCAAUAAAAGGGCAACUGUGAUUAGCUCUGAGCACAUAUUUAGGGUGAGCUUUCACCCUAAAGAUCUCAGCAACAGCAGCUUCUACUCACCUUCACACAUCAAAGAGGAUGGGUUCCCUCCCAGCAGAAGUCAACAUGCCGCCCUUCCAGUGUGCUUCUGAUCAGGCACAGAGGAGAGCCAGUUUCAUCUUCUUUCUUUUUGGUCAACUCCAGACAUCUGCAACAAACAAGAAGAUUAACAACAACCAUUAAAAUUGGCCCCUGGAGAGUUUAUCUGUCAGCGCACGCUUGGCUGCAGGAUCUCAUUAUAGGCCAAAGGCAAAGGAUGUCUGCUUCCUUUCUGUCCUGGAAUUCCAUGAUAAAAUCCCCUCCAGUUGUCUCUACUGAUUCCAUUUUGUUUUCUUUCUUGGCUAUAACACAGAUAGGAGGAAAAAUCUUUCCUUCCUCAAGGCAGAGUUUUAAACGCAUCACCUCAGAAUGCCAAAUGUUCUGGAAAGGAAGAAAGUUGGCAGCGAAGGAACCUGCAGAGAGAGGGACUGAGAGGGCUGAAGGGCCCAGCAGCUCCUGGCAGGCUCUUCUGGUCUCUGUUUGAAAUUGGCUGAAAAGACAUGGAAUUUAGUAGGCAAGUCUGCCUCCUUCUCCUCCUCUUAUCUGCAGAGGAGAGAUCGGUUCCCAGCUGGCCGGGGCAGUGUCAUUGAUACAGCUGGUGUCAUUGUUACCUUCCACUAACAGAUCACUUGACACCUACCGGCUCAGGCAGGGCUGGGACUGGGCAUUUCCUGGCUGAGCUGGAGGCUUGGGCCCUCCCCAUUGUCCCGGAACCCCAGGUGAGGCCAAGACAUGGGCUCUGCUGGGAUGCCAUGCUUGGUGACCCAGCAGAAGGACUAGAUUGCUCCUGGUGGGUGCUCCCCCUUGCAGAGUCCCAGCUGCCCCUUUGGGUCCUGUUGCCUGGCCUCUUUUGCUGUCCUGGGUAGAGGAGAUGAGUUUGUCGCUGGCUGCAAGCUGAGGCCAACUGACGCUGCUGCGCAGAGAAGGGGCACCGAGAGUGGCCUCGGAUUGAGGAGCCUGUAGUGCAGAGCAGCCCGUCGGGCCUUCCGCCUGGCCCUGCUUCCCCGGCCGGCUGCCCUUCUGGUGAGUGCAUCCCAGGUGGCAUCAUGCUGCAGCAGAUCCUGCACGACAUGUACAUCGACCCUGAGCUCCUCGCCGAGCUCAGUGAUGUGCAGAAGCACAUCCUCUUCUACAAGAUGCGGGAGGAACAGCUGAGGCGCUGGAAGGAGUGGGAGACUUGGGAGUCCCUGGCCCAGGACAAGGGUCUCAGGCCUACGAAGACCAAGCGAGCAGCAAGUGACAAGCACAUCCAAUGGCUCCUAGGGGCAGAUGGCGAGGUCUGGGUCUGGAUCAUGGGAGAAGGCCCUGGUGACAAGCCCUACGAAGCGAUCUCUGAGGAGCUGAUUGCAGAGAGGGCGCGGCUGCAGGCACAGAGGGAAGCUGAGGAGCUCUGGAGACAGAAGGAGGCAGAGAUCACCAAGAAGUUCCGGGAUGCUCUGGCCAACGAGAAAGCCCGGAUCUUGGCGGAGAAGUGGAAAGUGGAGAUGGAAGACCGCAAGGCGGCCAAAGUCUUGGAGGAACGCAUCCAGGAGGAAUUCAAGAGGAAAGAGGAAGAGGAGAGGAAGCGAGGAGAAGAGCAGAUUCGCCUCCAGGAAGAGCAGAGGGCAAAGGAGCUCUACUGGACCCUGAAGCAGGCUCAGCUGCAUUGCCAAGCCAGUGAGAAAGAGGAGCGAGAGUGGGAAGAACAGUUGCGCCGGUCAAAGGCGGCUGAUGAGGAGAGGAGCCGCCGAGCCCAGCGCGCCCGAGACGAGUACCGACGCCACUCGCUCCGUGCUAUCCAGAAGGGCACGGUCGCCGGCCUCAGCUCCAUGUUCCGGGAGCUCGGCCAGAGCCAUGAGCAGGAGGCAAGACUCUACCACCACCUCCCCGGGCCGGGUCCUCCGCAGCCCCUCGCCCUGCCGGUCAGCAGGACCUGGGAGCGCCCGCUGCGCCCAGUCUCCAGAGAUGUCAUCGUCCGCUGGUUUAAGGAGGAGCAGCUGCCUCGCCGAGCUGGCUUCGAGAGGAACACCAAGUUCAUCGCCCCCUGGUUCCAUGGAAUUAUUAGCCGAGAAGAUGCAGAAGAUCUCCUGGAGAACAUGACUGAGGGAGCAUUCCUGGUCCGGGUCAGUGAGAAAAUCUGGGGUUACACCCUCUCCUACCGCCUGCAGAAAGGGUUCAAGCACUUUCUUGUGGAUGCCUCUGGGGAUUUUUACAGCUUCCUGGGAGUGGACCCCAAUCGCCAUGCAACGCUCACGGAUCUCAUUGAUUUCCAUAAGGAGGAAAUUAUCACUGUUUCAGGAGGAGAGUUACUUCAGGAACCCUGCGGACAGAGGGACAGCCCACCAGACUACCAUCCAUUGUUUGAAUAAUAUUUUUUUCCUUAUUAGUUGGAUUCCUUUGGGCAUCCUGUUUUUGAACUGAGCUUAAGAACUUCUCAACUCAAAUUCUAUGGCCUUCUGGAAGAUCCACCACUAUCCAGAGGAAAAAGUAGAUUAAUAUGUCUCAAGGGAUAUGACAUCUAUGGCAUAGGGCUACUGGUCUCAUCCCAGUGAUCAGGACAGAAAUUGCUAAUGGCUCAUGCAACUCUUUCAUGAAGAGCUUAGCUAUAUGACCUUAGAAGACAAAGCCUGUUUGUUAUGGCUUCCAUAAACUGAGCUUUUACAGUGUGUGGACCAUGUUUUAAUAAUCCAAAAUAAUUCCAGUGCCGAACCCUAAAUUUAACAUAUGGUAGACAUUCAGUAAAUAUUUGUUAAUGAAUGCACAUCUUCUAAAAGUUUUCCAACACAAAUUAGCAGUGGUUUCUCGUAAAUUGUUUCCUACUUGCCACUCUAUAAAAUCAUGGCAAUAAUGGAAGAUUAUGAAGGAUUUCUAUGGAGGACAUAAAUGCUACAUCUUUCAUAAUCUCCAUUAUUACCCUUAUUGAUGUUAUCAUUGGAAUUAUCUAAGGCGAGCCCCAGUUUCCAGGGCAGCUGAUUGACACUGUCCUGCCUUCCUUAUUUAACCUCUUCUUUUGUCACUCUCCUCUAUCUUUGAAUCAUAUCUUGGCCCUGGUUUUGCAAUGGUUUUAUGUAGUCCUACAGAUGUCUUCAAGACCUGGGGUGAGUUAUAAAUGCAAGAAUGGUUUUGAGAAAUCUGAUGUGGCUCUGCUCUGUGGGAUGUGGCCUUCUUUAUGCAGGUUACUCCAAUGAUUAGCUCUGUCCUCAUUGUCCUUUUAAUUCCCUUGUCAACUUAAUCUUAGUAUAUUCCUUAUAUUAACAAGAAGACUCACCCAAUAACUCCUCAAUAACUCUCAGUGAUGGUGUCUAUUGGUGCAUACUUGUGUUCCACAGUUAUGGCCAUAUACACAGAGGUAGUAUAUGAUGAAGAGAAUAUUACAGUCUUUACAGUCAAGAAAACUUGGGUUCAGAUCCUCACCCUGGAACUUAUUAGCAUUAUAAUGCUUGCAGCAUUGUGUUUGGUGAGAGGGAAAGAAUGAAGGGACCCUAGGGAUGUUAGGGAACAAUUUAUUCUACUUGAUGGCUGUAUCAAACAUCUCCUAUGCCCCUCUUCUUCUCUUGCCUCACCUGUUCCUUAGAUUCUUGGUCACUUCUCUACCACAAGCCACCAGCACUGUAACCAGUUUUGCAUAGGUUCUGCUCUUCCUCCCUAUGUUGAUCAGUGUCAUGUGAGCAUAAACCAGUGGUAGCUUGCCACAUGUCCCGUCUCCCGUUGCUGCAGAGGCAUAAUACAGAAGAGAUGGGAAGUGAAUGCCCCAUGUGGUGAAUCUGGGAUGAAUGGAAGUCACAGGCUGGUAGAUCGCUUUUUCCCCGUUCUUCCUCCUGGAGGAACUAUUCUGAGAGGCAUCUGUUUGAAUGGUCUUUUAGAAGAUGGUCCUGCAAGAUCGGGCAACCAGUCACGAUGAAACCAAGUGGUGGCUGGAUCAGUAUGACACCCCCCUGCUCCUGUUUGUUCCUUCUUCUCUGCCUUGCCCUGCUCUCUCCUGUUGCUCUGGGAUUGCACUUCUGAAUGAAGUAGCAGCUUGUAAGCUUUUGCCACGGGCUCUACCUUUUGGGGAAUCCAGGAUAAGAACCCAUCAUAGAGAAGUGUUCAAUAAUAUCAAUUUUGCAACUCAGCUCCGUGGCUUUCCCAGGUCUGCCUGUCUCACUACAUGCAUACAGCGAAAUGAUGGAAAGAACCUCCUUUCUGAACUCUAACAUGCCUUAAUUGAUUAUCAUUAAAAUUGCCUUAUUUCUAUGGACUCAGAGGAAUGAUGUUUUAGUUUUGGCUCUCUGAUUUACCAACUAUGUGACUUUGUCCAAGUCAUUUAACUUCAGUAAACCUCAGUAUGACUGAAAAGGGAAUUUUCUGUAUGGCCGUCACUAGGUUUUUUUGCAGGUCAGUUAAAUGAUAAACAUGAAAGCUAUGUCCAAAUGAAAAAGGUAUUUCUAACAACAAUCACAAUAACAACAACAAUUUAGUCCUUAGCCAUGAUGUGUCGGGGGAUAUGAUGUGAUGAUUUUCAAGGUGUUGGAAGAAACUUUUGUUCCAAGAAUUAACAGCAGCUUUGAAAGCAGACCAAGAUGGGUUGAGGCCCUGAAUCCCUGGGCUGUUGUUCCUGUCACCCCUAAUUAAUAUGUGAGAGACAACAGCUGGGUUUUCCAUCCCUAACACAUUUAUUUCAUUUUAUUUGGGGCCUGCAAUUUCUGCAUGUCUCAUAUAUUUUAGGUUUUACCUUUUUACCUGGCUUUAAAAUAAAUCCCUUGUAAGUUGUCCUGCAAAUGAAAUUACUGUCUGGAAAACUGCAAUUUCAUCUUGAGAGUUUUAUUAUGCUAAUAAAUGUCAGGAUUCUCAAAUAAAGGAAUUGCCUUUUUUUUUUCCCCUGAGCCCUACAAAUAUAAUAAAAAACAGUUGGUCAGCUCCAAGACUCAGCAAAGGAAAAAUUUACAAUCUAUAACUAGAAAGAGAAGUUGUAAAAAAAACACUGUGCGACUUAAUGGAAAAUAAAUUUCAAGGAAUGAAAGGGUAACUUGGGGUACAGAUUUGGGGAGAUCCUUGCAUGGCAGAAGUAUUUUUAGGGACCAUCUAAGGGGCAUGAGCUGAGAGGUUAUGGAGAGUGUUCCCCGAGAGGGGGACAUGGGCUUGAAGACCUGGGAGCCUAGGGCAUUUGUCCCCCUUUUGUCCCUUUGUUCAUUAUUCUCAGGACUAAAUUGUGAUCCUAGGUGAAUUUCUGUAUUUUUUGGACUACAGUUUCUUCUGUCAAAUUAGGUCAACAUUGCCUGUUUCAGAGGGUGGCUGUGAAAAUAACAGAAGAUUUUGUUAUGGUAAUGACAAACAUUGUUUUAAGCCAUGUGUGUGCGUGUGUGUGCGCGCACGUGCGAAUUCUCACAGCCAUGCUUAAGGGAGGAAAUGCUGUCAUCUUUAUCUUCUACAGGGGGAAACUGAGGCACAGAGAGGUUCAGAACAUUCCCAAGGUAAGGUCACUUCCUUGGGAAGCACAGGGGUUGACCACAGUCAUGUAUCAACCUGAGUGGACCUUAAACUGCAUAAACACACACAUGAUGGUUGUUGAAAAUGUAGGUUCUCCUUCAGCGGAUCUGGGAUUGGGCAUGAGGUUCUGUAUUUCUGACAAGCUCCUGGGUGUUGCCGAUGCUGCCAGACUAUGGGUUACACUUGGAGAAGUCAGGCUUGAAAGCGGGAGUUGGCAGAUUAUAGCUGCAGGCCAAAUUCAGCCUGCUGCUCGUGUUUCUACAGCCUGAGAGAUAAAAAUGGCUUUUACAUUUUUAAAUGUUUGGAAAAAAGAAUAUUUUAUGACCUGU